Drosophila innubila is the source of this 412-nucleotide messenger RNA. RefSeq lists its product as uncharacterized. Bases 26 to 271 code for a protein of 81 amino acids. The record is from RefSeq and is a predicted model, not a curated record. NCBI's taxonomy places the organism in Eukaryota, Metazoa, Arthropoda, Insecta, Diptera, Drosophilidae. The transcript has a single exon.
AACUGCAUAAAAAAACUCUAUAAAAAUGGUCCAUCAGAAUCGUACCGUCAGCAAGGCCAUACCAGCCAAGCAUCUGAGUCCAAUGCGUAGCAUGGAUCUGGUUGCCGGCAAAUACGCCGUGUCCAGCAGCCCCGUCGAUAGCUUCCUGAGGAGUAACAGGCUCACCGUGAACUCAUCCGGUUCUGGCAACAGUUCCAAUUCUGCGGCCUAUAAAUACAACAACAUGGUCACUAACAAUCGGGAGCAGUUCAAUGCCCUGCACUUCUGCUAAGAAUGAGGAUGAGGAUGAGGACGCAAAUGAGAAUAAUCAUAAUAAUGUUUCUCGCAAUUUGAAUGCAAUAAAUAUAUAUUUCAUAUAUUUCAAAUUAAUUGUUGACGCCUGUUUUCAAACAUAAAUCGCAGUCACGUGUCA